This is a messenger RNA of Myxozyma melibiosi, 1215 nucleotides long. Its product is annotated as 26s proteasome regulatory subunit rpn7. The coding region runs from base 1 to 1215 and encodes 404 amino acids. Gene Ontology annotation, biological process: proteasome-mediated ubiquitin-dependent protein catabolic process. Gene Ontology annotation, cellular component: proteasome regulatory particle. Gene Ontology annotation, molecular function: protein binding. The transcript has 5 exons. The record is from RefSeq and is a predicted model, not a curated record. NCBI's taxonomy places the organism in Eukaryota, Fungi, Ascomycota, Lipomycetes, Lipomycetales, Lipomycetaceae.
AUGGCAGCCAGCAUAGACGCACCCACCACGCCGUCCGUGCCGGAUCUCUCGCUCGCACAGGACCUGUUUCUCCUGCGCACGCCCAACCUCCCCGCCGCCCUGGCCGAGGGCGCGCAGAAGCGGAUUCUGGCUGCGAUCGAGGAAGGAAGCAAGGCGCCGCUGUACUACUACAUCCACUCGGUCCUGGAUUUGCCAAUGAUACCGUGGGAUGAGGAAAAGUACAAGACGAUGGCGGCGAAGAAUGAGGAGGACGUGAAGGCGCUCGAGAAGCCUAUUGCGGAGGCCGAGGAGGCCGGCGGCGAGAUGGAGAUUGCUGAGGGAUGGAUUAAGGUCGGCGAGUUCUGGGCAGCUCUUGGUGAUAAGGACAAAGCCAUCUUUGCGCUCCGGAAAGCGCAUGAUCUCUCACCAGGACUGGGUUCCAAAAUCGACGUGUUACUCACAAUCAUUCGCGUUGGCUUGUUUUUUGACGAAAAAACAUUCGUCGGCAACGAGCUCGAGAACGUUAAAGUACUGAUUGAGCGUGGCGGCGAUUGGGAUAGACGCAAUAGACUGAAGACGUACGACGGACUAUACUCGCUGUCGAUCCGCAAGUUCGACGAGGCCGCCGAUCUGCUGCUUGACAGCUUGUCGACCUUCACAUCCACCGAACUGUGCACGUACGAGGAAGUCGUGCAGUACGCCAUCCUGGCCGCUGGCGUGUCGCUCGGUCGCGUGCCGCUCAAGACUAAAGUGAUUGACUCUCCCGAGAUCCUGUCGCUGCUGUCGACGACGCCUUCGCUUGAACCUCUGACGACGAUGACCAACUCGCUCUACCUGUGCGACUACGCGAGUUUUUUCAAAGCGCUGGUCGACGUCGACGAGUCGCUGCUGAAAGUUAACCGAUACCUCGCGCCGCAUUCAAAGUACUACGUCAAGGAAAUGCGCCGGAGGGGAUACUCGCAGCUGCUGGAGUCCUAUCGCGCGUUGAGUCUAAAGAGCAUGGCAGAGGCCUUUGGCGUCAGCGUGGAGUUUUUGGACAACGAUCUUUCAAAGUUUAUCCCUCAGAAGAAGAUCAACUGUGUGAUUGACCGAGUAAAUGGCAUAAUCGAAACCAACCGUCCAGACAACAAGAACGCACAAUACCAGCUGCUGGUGAAGCAGGGCGACGUGCUUCUCACGCGAUUACAAAAGUACGGCACGGCUGUGCGCAUGAGUGGUUCGGAGCGCGUGGCAUAG